GAUCAUUCCAGAUCAGACCAUCGAUCGACAAGAAGUGUACUACAUACAAUACCUUUUUAGUAUACCGACUGAAGAUGCUCUAGUGACUGCGUACCCUAUACUCUGAGUCUGCAUCUCCACCAUCAACAAUAACGAUGCAAACACAGAACCAAAUAUUAGGACACGAGCAAGCAAAAAAGCACGGGGACAAUCCACCUCCGUCUCCAAAAAUCGCAUUUGAUAACGCCGGUCCAUAUCACACCCCGAACAACCUUCCCAGGACAAUCUCACACCAGAAAGAACACAAAGAUACCAUGGACCUGCCCUACCGACUCAAAACCCCCAUGACGGUGACAGAGUGGGAUCCCACGCAAUUCUUUCGCGAGGGAUACCCUCCCUCGCCGUAUGCCCUGCUGAUCCUCAACCAUCCAAUCAACGAAAAGGCCUACGAUGUUCUACAGCGACAUGCAUGUAUCACCGUCUGCGCCGACGGCGGCGCCAACCGAUUUUACGAGAUGAUGAAGGCCCGCGGGAGGGAGUUUACAGAUUUCCCCAGCGCCAUAAUCGGCGACCUCGACUCCAUCCACCCGGAGAUCCGCGCGCACUACGAGACCCUGGGCGUCCCCGUCAUCCAACACAUCGACGACUAUAGCACGGACUUCCACAAGAGUUUGCAGUACAUCCAAAGGAACACGGCGACUAUUCUCGGUGCUGCGGCGGCAGCACCAACCCCAUCAUCAUCCACACCAGCAGCAAAUCCAGAACCCACCACAGAACCCACCUCCACCACUAACCCCCAAUCUCCACCCCAAACCCGAACUCAACUCGAAAUCCUCAUCCUAGGCGGCCUAGGCGGCCGCGUCGACCAGGCCUUCUCCCAAAUCCACCACCUCUUCUACAUGACGCAGGAGCUCCGAGCCACAAGCACCACCUCCUCCAGCGGCUCUAGCAUUGAUGAAUCCCACCCCAAAGGGGGGAACCUCUACCUCAUCUCCGAAGAAAGCAUAACCUUCAUCCUCCGCCCCGGCCGGAAUAUCGUGCAAACGCCGCGGGUGAAUCGCCCCGCCCUGACACCUACACCCAGCCAUGACACCGACAAUCAGGACAAGCAAGGGAUCGCCGAGGUGCAGAGCACCACCACCACCACCCCGGAAGCAACGCAUCUCCUCGAGGAAAACGUCGGGAUCAUCCCGCUCCUGGGGCCGGCGCGGAUCACCACCGCCGGGUUCCAGUGGGAUGUGCGGGACUGGAGGACGGAGAUUGGGGGCCAGCUGAGCACCAGCAACCAUAUUCGGGCGGAUGUGGUGGAGGUCGAAGCGAAGAUGCCGGUGCUGUUGACUUUGGAGCUGGCGGAGCGGUUUAAGAAGAAAUGAGUAUCCACCCAUCGCACUUAUUAUCAUAGAGCUUUGAAGGAAUAGAUGAGCAAGAUUUCUUGGUUGCAGGUAUGGCUAUUCCCUAGGUAUGUACUAACUCACGACUCGAAUCGACUGUUCAGAGCUCUUGUUUGAUUGCUACGUCACAUUUAGCAGAUAGAGAUAUAUAUCACAUCCAAAAAGAAAAGCAAAAACAGUAAUCCCCGAAAACCAAGAAGCGCCUUCUGACUAGCAGUAAAUCGCAACCCAAAGUGAGAGGGAGGUCCCCUAGACUUCAUAGAACAUACAGCAGCAACAACAACAACAACAACAACAACAACAACAACAACACCCUGCUGAGUACGCCAG
This is a messenger RNA of Aspergillus aculeatus ATCC 16872, 1700 nucleotides long. Its product is annotated as thiamine diphosphokinase. Bases 294 to 1352 code for a protein of 352 amino acids. The record is from RefSeq and is a predicted model, not a curated record. Gene Ontology annotation, biological process: thiamine diphosphate biosynthetic process; thiamine metabolic process. NCBI's taxonomy places the organism in Eukaryota, Fungi, Ascomycota, Eurotiomycetes, Eurotiales, Aspergillaceae. The transcript is spliced from 3 exons. Gene Ontology annotation, molecular function: ATP binding; thiamine diphosphokinase activity; thiamine binding.